Drosophila miranda is the source of this 733-nucleotide messenger RNA. Its product is annotated as low-density lipoprotein receptor-related protein 6-like. The transcript is spliced from 2 exons. Lineage: Eukaryota; Metazoa; Arthropoda; Insecta; Diptera; Drosophilidae. The record is from RefSeq and is a predicted model, not a curated record. Bases 488 to 676 code for a protein of 62 amino acids.
CUCAAUUAGAUUUGUGGGGCAGAUUUUCCCGCGCCCUUUGGCGCAGUUGUGGCCCAUUUCUCCGCCCUGCCUCAGCCCCCCAGAAGACGAAUUUCAUUGAAAAACAAUUGAAAAAGGAAGAAGAAGAACAGACCCUGGACUGGGGGUGGGGCUGUUCCAGCUGUUUGGACGCCGGCGCCUUCAGGAUUCUGGCGUCUGGUGCGUGUGCCGUGUGGAAUGGGGCCUGCUCCACCUCUGCCUGUACCGGCCCCGCGACCCCCUGCGUAUUGCCUGCCGCCUUCCUGCUGUUCUCGCGCCAGGAGCACAUUGGCCGCAUCUCGACCGAGUACAAGGUCAACAACGGGGGCUGCUCCCACCUGUGCCUGGCCCAGCCCGGCAGACGGGGCAUGACCUGUGCCUGCCCCACCCACUACCAGCUGGCCAAGGACGCCAGAGGAACAGCUUCGGCCGACUGCUGCCGAACACGACAGACUGCCCGAAUGUGCCGAUGCCAGUGUCCGGCAAGAAUAUCCGCGCCGUGGACUAUGAUCCGAUCUCGCAUUACAUUUACUGGAUCGAAGGCAGGAGUCACAGCAUCAAGCGAUGCUGUGAGGUGAGCCUCUUGGCCAACUCCGGACAGCCGUUCGACAUUGCAAUCGACAUCAAUGGGCGGCUGCUCUUCUGGACCUGCUCCUAAUCCAACAGCAUUGGUCACAAAAAUGUGACACAAUUGUGUUCCUAAAACGUUGCCUCU